Molecule: messenger RNA, 787 nt
Organism: Gasterosteus aculeatus aculeatus (three-spined stickleback)
Lineage: Eukaryota; Metazoa; Chordata; Actinopteri; Perciformes; Gasterosteidae
Source: RefSeq, a predicted model, not a curated record
AUGGGGGGAGAGGGGGGAAGGGGCACGCCAUGGUCCACUGCUGCUGGUGUGCUGGACGGAGGCGGGGCGGGCGGUGCUCUCAUCUCCGAGUACUGGGUAUUGAACCCGUUUGUCAGGGAGAGCGGACCAGACAAUCAGGGUCAAUAUGCUGUCAUUCGUGGAGCGUGCAGAGCUGGCAGAGGCUGGUUAACUUCCCUCCGGCAGCUUGUUCUCCAUCCGGUCUUCCAGAAGCCAUCUGAGUGGGCCAGUGACCUGGUUCUGAUCCAACUGAAGGAGCCUGUGGUUAUGAGCAAUAAAGUGACCCCCAUCCCGCUGCCCGAGAGAAGCCGGGACCUGGCAGACAGCUCUGAGGGGUCAGGGGUCAUCACCGGCUGGGUUACCCCUUCCACAUCACUCAAAUACCACGUACUUCCCCAGGCCGAUCGCCCCGCCUGUGAGGCAGAAUAUGCCGAGCUCCCAGCGACGGCAGAGGACCACAUGUUCUGCACCGGACCCACCGAGGACGAGGAGAUACAGAUGCCAGAGGUACAGAGUCUAUAUGGAAAUUUGACAAACGUUGACAGUAGAAUAGACAUGAACUCACUGCUGCUCACAUCUGGGGGUUUUCCCACCACUGCUGGUGGAACUGAAAAGAUAUUUUGAUCUGACAUUUUAUGUGUCUGUCACAGAUCAUGAACUGCCUCAACAACAAAUGCUUCUCUUCACUGAAUAAGUAGGGUGAUAAGAGCUGCUUUUCCAGCCGUACAAUAUGGUCGACAAAAAUAAGAGGGAAGUCACAUCAAAAGUG